AUGAAAAAGGGCAAAAACGAAAUUGAAGUAAGGAAGAAGCCAAUGAGGAGCACAUUAGGAGAAAAGAAGACUGAAUCUAAAACUGAGACCCUGACAAGACUCAUCAGUGCUAGCCCUGAUGAAAGCACUACUGUAAAUGGCCUUCUGCUUAGAGCAAUAAAUGUGGAUCUCCAGACUGAUGCUGCUCUGCAAGUGGAUAUCUCAGAUGCACUUAGUGAGAGAGACAAAGUGAAAUUCACUGUCCAUACAAAGAGUUCCUUACCAAAUUUCAAACAAAAUGAAUUUUCUGUUGUCCGACAACAUGAAGAGUUUAUUUGGCUUCAUGAUUCCUUUGUUGAGAACGAGGACUAUGCUGGUUAUAUUAUUCCACCAGCACCACCCAGGCCUGACUUUGAUGCCUCAAGGGAGAAAUUGCAGAAACUUGGAGAAGGGGAAGGAUCAAUGACUAAAGAAGAAUUCACCAAGAUGAAACAAGAACUGGAGGCUGAGUAUUUGGCAAUAUUCAAGAAGACAGUUGCAAUGCAUGAAGUGUUUUUGUGUCGCGUGGCAGCACAUCCUAUUUUGAGAAAGGAUUUAAAUUUCCAUGUUUUCUUGGAAUACAAUCAGGAUCUGAGUGUUCGUGGGAAGAAUAAGAAAGAGAAACUUGAAGACUUCUUUAAAAAUAUGGUUAAAUCAGCAGAUGGUGUCAUUGUUUCAGGAGUAAAGGAUGUUGAUGACUUCUUUGAACAUGAAAGAACAUUCCUUGUAGAAUAUCACAACCGAGUCAAAGAUGCCUCUGCCAAAUCUGAUAAAAUGACAAGAUCACAUAAAAAUGUGGCGGAUGAUUAUAAUAGAAUUGGUUCUUCAUUAUAUGCAUUGGGAACACAGGACUCCACAGAUAUAUGCAAGUUUUUUCUGAAGGUAUCAGAGUUAUUUGACAAAACACGGAAAAUAGAGGCCCGGGUAUCAGCUGAUGAAGAUCUUAAACUUUCUGAUCUUCUGAAAUAUUACCUAAGGGAAUCUCAAGCUGCUAAGGAUCUCCUCUAUAGAAGAUCUAGGUCACUAGUGGAUUAUGAAAAUGCUAAUAAGGCAUUGGAUAAAGCAAGAGCAAAAAAUAAAGAUGUGCUGCAAGCUGAAACUACUCAGCAAAUAUGCUGUCAGAAAUUUGAGAAAAUUUCUGAAUCGGCAAAGCAAGAACUGAUAGACUUUAAGACAAGAAGAGUUGCAGCAUUCAGAAAAAAUCUGGUGGAACUAGCAGAACUGGAAUUAAAGCAUGCUAAGGGUAACUUACAGUUGCUGCAGAGCUGCCUGGCAGUGUUAAAUGGUGACACAUAAGCUACGUUCCGUCCUCCCACUAACAAGGGCUGCCCUCCUGGAUUUUGUUUUCAUGACUUUAAAUAAGCAUUUACAGUUCCCUGGAGAAAACAUUUGAUGAAGUGCACAUAAGCAAGCUCUUUCUUUCAAAAGAAUUAAAACAAACACCUGAAAGUAGCUCCAGACUAUAUGAAGCAACAGCAUACUUGUUAUACGUACAUAUUCAUGUUUAUUUAAUCAUUAUAUGCUUUCAUUGUUCAGAAACCAAAUGCUCUGUUUUUGUGAAAAUAGCCAAUAUAAUUAUGUUCAUGUUAUGAAUACUAUGAUACGGCUGCCAAACUUCUUUACCUUUGUAAGUAAUUUCUGAAGUUCACCAUUUGAAGCACAUUGUUCAAAUGGCCUAAAUAUUACCAUUAGAUAUUUGAAUAUUGUUACUAUAAUGGCAUUGUAUACACUGUCUUAGUUUUUUUUCCAUGUACUGAUAUCAAGAAACUUAAUCUUUUUUUCAAUUGUGAACAUUUCUUAGGAAUUUUUGGGAACUUUGUGUAACCUUUAUAACUAUGAUUUAAAAAGAAAAGCAAAUGCAUUAGUAUGUUUGCCUUAACUUGUAGACUAAUCCAAUUAUUGUAAAAUAAACCAUGAAUCAAUGAUUUUUCUAAAAUUAUGCAGAGACUGUAUCAUCUGUAAGCUUCAUAUUUUCUAGUAAAUCAGAUUAAUUAGCUUUUUCUCUGUUCAUCCUGUAAAACAUUGAGUAAUUAUUGGAUUGGUCUGACACUAAGUACUAGCCUAGUAAUUUUUCACUUGCAUUCUCAGGUUUAUCUGUUUGCCUACCUGUUUGUCUGUGACUUUCCUAUCCAGUGUACUUAAACUGUUUUGAGCUUGGUGGCUGACUCUGAAGUUUCUUUGGCAGAAAAGCUUUUCAGAGAAUUUAAUGGGUUUCUUUCCAGAAAGGGGAAAUAAAGUAGCACAAGAGAGUUCAGAAAGUGUGUAUCAGUGAAAGGUAAUACUGCCCCAUUUUGAUACAGAUAAGAAGCUUUGCUUCAGAAAAUAAAAAGUGAAGGUAUCCCCAAUAAAGGAACACCUGAAAA
Messenger RNA from Athene cunicularia (burrowing owl), 2381 nucleotides. It is a transcript of the gene SNX6, whose product is annotated as sorting nexin 6. Lineage: Eukaryota; Metazoa; Chordata; Aves; Strigiformes; Strigidae. The record is from RefSeq and is a predicted model, not a curated record. The transcript has 14 exons. Gene Ontology annotation, cellular component: endosome. Bases 1 to 1314 code for a protein of 437 amino acids. Gene Ontology annotation, molecular function: phosphatidylinositol binding.